Messenger RNA from Exophiala oligosperma, 1349 nucleotides. RefSeq lists its product as uncharacterized. The record is from RefSeq and is a predicted model, not a curated record. The transcript has 2 exons. NCBI's taxonomy places the organism in Eukaryota, Fungi, Ascomycota, Eurotiomycetes, Chaetothyriales, Herpotrichiellaceae. Bases 264 to 1019 code for a protein of 251 amino acids.
CAUGGCAGUCCUCAUUACCAUGGGCCAUCAUGGCCAUAUAAUCCGGCGGCUGGUCUGCCACAAGGUCACUUUCUUCCCUUUUGUUCCUCAUAUACUGUCUCCUUGCUCCGAAGAGUCGGCGAGGCAUUUCAUUUUCCUUUGGACUUUCAUUAUCUUCCUACCGCGUUUCCAUUGCCGUCAGAUCGAUCUGCAGGUCAGACCUUCGAGAAGUCGUCUAAUCUCUAUUUUGUAAUCGUCGUCGCCGCUGUCAAUCUUUCCUCAGGAUGAAGUACCUAUUCACCAUUGCCUGCCUGGCAGCCUCAGUACUGGCCUCACCGGCUCCUCCGAAGGGGACUUUCGAGUGGACCCCGACACUGGCGGGAUAUAUGGAUGUCGUCUUCAGCUACAUCCAGCAAGCCAAAUCAGGCGCCGCUUCACCCACAUGCGACCUCGCAAAGGCUGCAAUGCCUGUGGCACCCACUCCGUUACCGACCCCGUCUGGUCUCACUCUUCAGCAUGUGGCUCUGGGAAGAGGUGUACAGAACUAUACCUGUGCCAACGCGACCGCCACUCCAGCUGCGGUUGGAGCUGUCGCCCGCUUCUACAAUGUGUCCUGUGUCGCCUCCGACUGGCCUGACCUGUUGCCCAUCAUGCCCAAUCUGGCUCUGCAAUAUCCAUUGCCCGCAGAUCCCACUGGCGACCUAGAGCCAUCAAACUUGGUCCUGACGACCCACCACUACUUUGCCAACACGACCACACCUGUCUUCGCCUUUGACGCGCCCGAGUCGCCAGACUUUGGGAGGGUCUUUACUCAGAAAGUCAAUUCGUCCGAGGCUCCAACGAACUCGGUCGUGGGGCCCAAUGGUCAAGGCAAUGGUGCAGUGGCCUGGCUGUAUCUCACAUCUCGAGCAGAUACGGUCAGCGAGAUCAAGGCCGUCUACCGACUAAGCACAGCUGGAGGCAACCCCCCAGCAACAUGCCAAGGGCAGGAUUCAGCAUUCAGUGUCGACUAUUCCGCACUGUAUUGGUUCUAUUCGUGAAGGUUGGAAUAAAACAUCGAUUCUUGUUUCCUUCUUUCGUUUUCUUGAGGCGUUUUGUGUUCAUGUGGAUGGUGGUGUUUUGACAAAAGAUUUUCCAGGCUGCCAUUAGAGUCUUGAUCGACCCGAUAUACGAUCUCAAGUAAUGGAUAUCAUGGUAGUACAUACUCUGUAGGCGCAGACGAUUUCUUUCUUCUUCUCAACGACGACACUUUUCAGAAAUGAUGACAGUCAUCACCAAAUUUCAUUCCCAGAGGCUCUGGUAGCUUGAUAUUCACCUUCUGCCUAAUAAUACUCCUUAACGUUCUGUCGAACAAUCUGAGACAGUCAAUG